CAACAUCCCUACCCGCAGCACAUCAACAAAACGGCUUUCCUACAGCAGCGACGCCUCUUCGGUGGCGGUGCCUUGGCAUCGUCGCCGUCGACUGGCGGCAGCAGCAGCAGCACAGUCGCCGAGUCGGUAUUGCACCGCUCACAAUCGCAACAACAGCCAUCGGAGAGGAGCAGCAAUUUCAGCUUGAGUAGUCAUCACAGCAACAGCGUUGGCAGUGCUGGUAGUGGUGGCAGCAACGGUGGCGGCGGCGACAGAGGCAACAAUGGUGCCAAUGCCACAUUGACCAACGGCAAUAACAACAUCGCCAACAUUAUCAACAGCAUAAAUAGUAAUAAUAGUAACAUCAGCAAUAGUGGCAGUGCUGGCAGUCAUAAUUUUAUUAACAACAGCAACAACAAUUGCAAUGGCAUCAACGGUGUAAACAUUGGCAGCAGUAGCGGCGGUAGUGGCCGAUAUCGACCGCCACUAUUUCCUAAACCUAAAACACCAUCGUUCGACAAAGAUCGCGAUUACAUCGGUUUUGCAACGCUGCCCGAGCAAGUGCACAGGAAGUCGGUGAAACGUGGCUUCGACUUUACGCUCAUGGUGGUCGGUGAGUCUGGACUGGGCAAGUCAACACUGAUCAAUAGCCUCUUUCUGGGUGAUCUAUACAAGAAUCGAUUUAUACCAAAUGUCGAAGAGCGACUCGAGAAAACGACGCGCAUUGAAAAGAAAACUAUGGAUAUAGAAGAGCGAGGCGUGCGUCUGCGAUUGACUGUAGUGGAUACACCAGGUUUCGGUGAUGGCAUCAACUGUGAGGAUAGUUGGCGCGUAUGUACCGCAUACAUCGAUGAACAGUUUCGCCAAUAUUUUACAGACGAGAGCGGACUGAAUCGACGCAACAUACAGGAUAAUCGUGUGCAUUGUUGUUUGUAUUUCGUGCCGCCAUGGGGUCACAGUCUACGUCAAAUGGAUCUGGAUCUAAUUAGGCGACUGCAUCGCAAAGUCAAUAUAGUGCUGGUCAUCGCCAAAGCGGAUUGUCUGACCAAAAAUGAAGUGCGUAAGCUCAAAGAACGCAUACUGCAAGAUUUGGAAGAUAACAAGAUACAGUUAUAUCAAUUUCCCGAAUGUGAUUCGGAUGAAGAUGAUGAUUUCAAACAACAAGAUCGCGAUCUAAAGGCCUCGAUACCAUUUGCAGUCGUCGGCAGCAAUACGAUACUUGAGGUGGCGGGCAAGAAGGUGCGCGGACGUCAAUACCCAUGGGGUGUGGUUGAUGUCGAAGAUCCCGAACAUAGCGAUUUCAAUAAGUUACGCACCUUCCUCAUUUCCACACACAUGCAAGAUCUGAAGGACACCACACAGGAUGUACACUAUGAGAAUUUCCGAGCACAAUGCAUCUCACAGAUAUCGCAACAUGCGCUACGGGAGCGAGGCAAAUUGAAGCGUGACUCAAUCAGUUCGGUAAAUGGCUUCGAUGCGGCCAUUUCGGAGACCGACCGAUUGUUGUUGCAGAAGGAUGAAGAGAUACGACGCAUGCAGGAUAUGCUAACACAAAUGCAAGAGAAGCUCAAGCAGACACAUUUGAUGGAGAUGAAGAAGAAUGAUAGUGUUAUCGAUGUUUAAGAGCGGACAGUGGGUGUGAAAUAUUAAAUUAUUAAAAUACAUGGAAAGUGCACUAAGCCAGUGUGAGUGGAGAUUUAGUGCAUGGAAAAGGGUUCGCAGCAUAAAAUACUUAGAGUGACACGAGGAAAUUACCCCACAAUUUUGCGCACAACAUUGGACAACAUUUAGUAUUUAUUGGGAAAUUAGCCCCGUGGCGCUGAUGGAAAGCACACAUACGCCCACACAAAUCUACAUGCUAAUAUUAAAAUAUUCUUACAGGAAGUGAAUUGAUUACCAAACGUUGAGUUUUUAGUGGAUUUGAAAGCUAGUCGUUAUCAAACCACUGUAGAAUUUUUCACACCGUUACCAAGUGAGGUGUUAAGUGGUCUCUUUAAACUACAUUUGCGCCACUUUCAACGAAAUAUCUCUGGUUCCGCCACUAGUACGGGUAGUAGACAAUUUUCUAGUACAGAAUUCAUAGUUUCCCCAGCACAAAGAAUUUAUCCCAUGGUAGAAUUAUUCACACACACAUACCAGUGCAUACCAAAAACGCAAAAAAAAGAAACCAUAUAUAAAAUUAUACGAAAAAUAACGAUCAGCUGAAGAAACAAAAUUUCGAUUUGAAGAAUUUUGGGUACUUCAAAAUUCAGACAAAUACAUUCUAGGCCCACCAUUUUAAAAAUAAAAUAUUUUAUGUGAAACGAAAAACCAGGUGUUCGAUAGCGGUUUAUAAAAGUGUUAAAUAGCCACUUACUAAUCGAUUGCAUAUUAGAAGCGAUCAUUUAAAAGUAUUUUCGAAAAUUAUUCAAAAUGAUAUAAUUAAAGAUUUUUACAUACAAACCAUUCAAAUUAGAUAACGAAGUUGAGCAGUGCACACAUCCACACAUGCAUACAAACAGUUUGUGUAAUAACUAUGCUACGAAAGCGGAUUAGGCGAUGAAUCGAUUAUGGCUGCUUCGAAAAAUGAUCAAAUUCGAAAUUAAAACAAAAAAAAAACGUUUAAAUUUGGUGUGUUUGGACUCCUUACCUUACAGGUCCGUUGUGAUAUCACUGUGCUGCACGGGAACCUCAUUUACCUUUUACCUUUUUCGUUUACCAUUUUGUGGCUCUUAUGAAACGUAGUAUUGAACCCAACCCCACACCAGACAGCUCUGUAAAAGAAUUAAAAAAGUAUUCACCUUGACAAUCUGCUCUGAUUUUAGCUAAGGCCGGACAAUUGCAAAGGAAGGGCUCAACUGUUUCUUCCUCUUCCUCAUCUCUUCAACUUCUGCAAUAUUCAUGGGCGAAAGCUUCUAGUCUUGAAGAAUGCCUGCCAAAUAGCCAGUGACCGGUUAAACAAGCCACGACUUUCGAGAUAUCAUCUCUGGAGAGGCUAAGCAAUUCCUUUGUCUUUUUCUUGUUUAUUUGCGGCAAUAGUGGCCUAGCUGUUACGCAUAUAUCUUCAUCUCUCCAUGACUUAUUAGCCUCUUGGGUAAUGCGGUUUUUUAUUAUUAGUUUAUUCGUGGCCAUGGAUAUUCCAAUGGUACUUUUAUCACUGAGCAGUUGGCAAGCUCAUCAGCUUUACCGUUUCCCUCAACAUCUCUGUGCCCCGGAACCCAAAUAAGGCUAAUCUUGAAUACGACACUAAUAUCAUUUAGGGCUGCCCGGCAUUCCUGUGCAACCUUCGAUUUUAGUAUAAUAACUUACUAAGCAGUAGCUUAAAGAAAAAGAAUUUGAAUUUUCUUUUUUGAAAAUAUAUUUAUAUGGAUAAGAUGCACACUUUUCGAAUUUCGGAUUCCAAUGAAUAAUAUCCGCUUUU
This is a messenger RNA of Anastrepha obliqua, 3379 nucleotides long. It is a transcript of the gene Septin4, whose product is annotated as septin-2. The transcript is spliced from 4 exons. Gene Ontology annotation, biological process: cytoskeleton-dependent cytokinesis; regulation of exocytosis. Gene Ontology annotation, molecular function: GTP binding; molecular adaptor activity; GTPase activity. Gene Ontology annotation, cellular component: microtubule cytoskeleton; septin complex; cell division site. The record is from RefSeq and is a predicted model, not a curated record. Lineage: Eukaryota; Metazoa; Arthropoda; Insecta; Diptera; Tephritidae. The annotation marks the transcript as partial.